AUGUCCAAGGAAUACGCUUACUAUGCUUUUGACUCGCUUGUCUCUGAGCUGAGAGGCUCACAGGCGCAAGUGAAGCUUGAAACCCAGGAGUCCUCGCCGUUGUUUGUUACAUGGAAUAAGAGGGAACACGGGGUGAAGCAGCUAAGAGGCUGUAUUGGAACCUUCUCUGAUAUUCCACUGACAAGGGGCAUCCGUGAGUACGCACUGAUCUCAGCGUUUGAGGAUACGAGAUUCAGACCAAUUACAGAGAAGGAGCUGCCGUUGCUGUCUGUGAAUAUCACUGUGCUGAGAAACUUCACAAAGGCCGCUGAUGCGAUGGAUUGGACCUUGGGGAAGCACGGGAUUCGUGUCAAGCUGAGCCGUGGAGGGCGCUCUUACGGUGCAACAUUCCUACCAGACGUUGCAGUGGAGCAAGGAUGGACCAAAGAGGAGACUGUGGAGCACUGUAUCCGCAAGAGUGGCUACAGAUAUGACUACGACUUGGAUGACGUUGAAGUCAUCCGGUACGAAGGCGUCAAGGUUGGGUGCGACUAUGACGAGUAUCAACACUACGUAUCACAGCUUUGA
Molecule: messenger RNA, 567 nt
Organism: Williopsis jadinii
Lineage: Eukaryota; Fungi; Ascomycota; Saccharomycetes; Phaffomycetales; Wickerhamomycetaceae
Exons: 1
Coding region: 1-567 (188 amino acids)
Source: RefSeq, a predicted model, not a curated record